AUGAUGGUGAUGCAUUGUUGGCACUUGGGUUUUGCUUUGGCUGUACGAAUUUUGAGUCCCCGUUUCUCUCUUCCCUUCCAUGCAAAAAAGCUCAUCCUAUGUUUUCCCCCUUUUCUCUCACACACACAUACAUACAAUUUUUUAUUUAUUCUUUUGGAAUCAUCCUCAUUGUCUUUGAGUUCCCUUUAAUUUUCUUUGUGGUUGGCUUCACUUUACACUCCAACAACAACUCAAAGGUCACAACUUUUACCUUCUUUACCCUUUCGCCUCCCUUAUUUUCCGAACAAUAGAACUUCUUCUUCCUUCUUCCUCCCUAACCCCUAACCCCAAACCCAACGCAACAACCCCACCUGGGGUGGCCCCUAUUACCUCACUUUUCUUGUUUUGUUGGGAUUGCAUGCAUCAUAGUUUUGUCCCUUUUUAUGGUUUCUGGUCUCUUCUCUUCUUCUUCUUCUUCUUCUUCUUCUUCUUCUUCUUCUAUUUUUGGAAGUUCUCAUUUGGGUUUUAAUGGAUGUUUGACUUUCAUGAUUGAUUUUCUUUUGUGAAGCAAAAAGAUUGGAUUUUUAGCAUGUUUUAAGAUCCAUUUUCCUCUUUAAUCGGUUUUCUUGAACUUUUCAGAAACUGAAAUAUAUCUGGACCGAAAGGAUUCUGUUUCUUUCUUGGCUUUCAGAAAUUGUUUGUAUUUCUGUUUUCAGAUUUCAAGAAAAAGAGGCUAAUCAAGUCUGAUUCUCUGACUGGAGCUGAGGAUUGAACUAUUAUGGGUUUUUGUUGUUUGGUUCAUUGAAUAUUGUUUUGUUGAGAUGAGUAGUAUCUGAACUUAAUUGGAUUGAAUCUCUAAUGGACUUGUCAAAUUGUAAGCAAUUGAGACUUUUUGGAGUCCAUUUGAAUUUCUUGGCUGCAAAAUGCUUGUUGUUGGUGGUCAUUGCUUUGUUCCUUGGAACUGUUUUGCUUCCAACAUUCUCUGGACUUAGUGGGGUCAUUCAACAGAACAAAUUUGUCCUUGUCCAUAACCGUUCAUUCUCGUCGAAUCAACCGGUGAAACAGAAGUUUCUUGAAGUUCCUCAGAUUGUGUGGGGAUUGAACAAUCAGAAGAUUGCUUUUGCUAGAGCUUGUUUGACUGCACGAAUGCUCAAUCGAACAUUGUUGAUGCCUAAAUUGAGUGCUUCGCUAUUUUAUAAAGACUUCGAACUUUUGAAGCCUAUUUCUUUCGAUAAGGUCUUCCAAUUUGAAAGAUUUAAUUCAGUUUGCAAAGGGUUUGUCCAAUUGAGUCGUUAUUCAGAUGUUUCGAAUCAAAGUGAUGUUAUCGAACUUCAGAAAGGCAAUGGAAGAAGGUGGACAUUGGAAAAAGAUUUGGAGCAGUUGAAUCAGUUUAGUAAGCAUCCAUAUAAUGCACAUGAGAUCGUUCGGAUAGUAGGGAAGAACCCCUUUUUGUGGCAUGACCAUUGGCCAACUAAAGACUAUGCAAGGGUUUUCGAAUGCUUAGCUUUAGUAGAGGAAAUAUCGACAGAAGCAGAUAAAGUUGUCUCCAAGAUUAGAGAAAUAGGAAUGGAGGAUAGAAGUAAGAAUCCAAUGUCAAGCUCUUUGUCGGAACCGGUUCCUUUUGUGGCUGUGCACAUGAGAAUAGAAAAGGAUUGGAUGAUUCACUGUAAGAAGCUGGAGCAGAGAUUAAAUAUUAGUGAAAUUUGUAGUAGUAAGGAGGAGAUAAUGGCUAGAGUGGGGAACAUUGACGGUCUUAAAACUCCUGUAGUCGUUUAUCUUGCUGUUGCCGAUACUCUUCUUGAAGACAAUACUGUCUUGAACGGUUGGAAGGACGGGUUGCAUCCUUACGAGAAGAAAAAACUAGGUGUUUUUGAUUUAUACAAGAAGCAACCAUAUCUAUUUCAAUCUGCUAUCGACUAUGAAGUCUGCUUAAGAUCUGAUAUCUUUGUAGGGAACAGUUUUUCAACAUUUUCAAGCCUUAUUGUUCUCGACAGAACCCAAAAGAUGAUUAAAUCGGGUGAGACAAAGUUGUGUGGUUCGGAUGUUAGGUGGCCUUCUUAUGCACACAAUAUAAGAGGAGCAGGGAAUAGCCCUCAUCUGUGGGUGACAAAUAUGUCUGACACUAGCUUGACGGCAAUUAGCUAUGGUUCUAAUCACAUCUCUUGCUGAUGGCUCUCAAGGAUUGAACUACUUAUUAUUUGUCAGCCUUUGGAUGCAUGUAUAAGAAUGCAGAUGAUUGGGUUUGACUCUUCUUUGAAGUUUCAUUGUCUCUGCAAAAUCGAUGCUGAUAUCUUCGAGGUCUUUUUUGGUUAAAGAGAUAAAUUAUACAAAUCCUAAAGUAGCUUUGUGAGGAUUGUGAAGAGUAGGUAUACUUUUGCAUUUGUGUAGAGUUAUAUAUCUCAGGUUUUGCUUUCAUUUUUUGUUGAUUUACAGUAAAUUGUUGAUAGAGCACACGCUUUCGCUGGAAGCUUUGUAUGAUAUACUCUUUGUUGUUGUCUAAUGUCUUUCGGAAACAA
Capsicum annuum is the source of this 2495-nucleotide messenger RNA. RefSeq names its product O-fucosyltransferase 23. Bases 838 to 2148 code for a protein of 436 amino acids. NCBI's taxonomy places the organism in Eukaryota, Viridiplantae, Streptophyta, Magnoliopsida, Solanales, Solanaceae. The transcript has 2 exons. Gene Ontology annotation, biological process: pollen-pistil interaction. The record is from RefSeq and is a predicted model, not a curated record.